Molecule: messenger RNA, 543 nt
Organism: Ostreococcus tauri
Lineage: Eukaryota; Viridiplantae; Chlorophyta; Mamiellophyceae; Mamiellales; Bathycoccaceae
Product: Peptidase M76, ATP23
Exons: 1
Coding region: 1-543 (180 amino acids)
Biological process (GO): mitochondrial proton-transporting ATP synthase complex assembly; mitochondrial protein processing
Cellular component (GO): extrinsic component of mitochondrial inner membrane
Molecular function (GO): metalloendopeptidase activity
Source: RefSeq, a predicted model, not a curated record
AUGACGCCCGAGCGAUGCGAGGCGGAGCUUCGAUCGAUGGCGACGAAGACGAGCCCGAUCGUGCGGUUCAUGAUUGAAAAGAUGCGCGAGGCGGGAUGCGCGAUCGAUGCGAGGUUUUUUCGCGUCGAGCGGUGCGAGGACGCGGUGGUUGGGGGAUUCCGACCGCCGGACGGGGUGGUCAUGUGUCACAAUCAGAUUCACGACAGAACGACCAUGGAGAACAUGUUGGCGCACGAGUUGAUACACGCGUACGAUCAGUGUCGAGCGGGGAAGAAGAUGAAUUGGUUGGACGUGAAACAACACGCGUGCUCGGAGGUGCGGGCGGCGAAUCUGAGUGGGGAUUGUCACUACGUGAACGAGUUGAUGCGCGGGCGCGUCUUGUUCAACGUCGGGGGGCAUCAUCAAAAGUGCGUGCGCAGACGAGCAGAGCUGUCGGUGGCGAUGAACCCGAACUGUAAGAGCGCGCAGCACGCGAAAGAGGCGGUGGACGAGGUGUUCGAGCGGUGUUUUAACGAUACGGCGCCGUACGAUGACAUUCCGUAG